CAUAAAGAAUCAUCUUGAAAAUUAGUUGCAAGUUCCAACCAUGGUUCCUAGUGAGAUCAGAGGAGUCCAAUACCUGGCACCUGAAAACCCAUUCCUAGUUCCACCCAACUUUGCCUUGCUUCAAAGUGAAAUCCCAAACCUCCAGCUCAACACCCUCUUAAGCACCAUCCCAAACUCCCACUUCCCACCAUUAGGCCAUGAAUUUGUAGCUCCUCCCUCUUCAUGCCUCAGCAGCAACUCAACUUCCGAUGAAGCUGAUGAAAUUCAGUUCAAUAUCAUAGAUGAGAGGAAACACAGAAGAAUGAUAUCCAACAGAGAAUCAGCCAGAAGAUCAAGGAUGAGGAAACAAAAGCACUUGGAUGAACUUUGGUCACAGGUUGUUAGGCUCAGAAAUGAGAACCACAACCUUAUUGACAAACUCAACCAUGUUUCUGAAUCCCAUGACAAAGUCCUCCAAGAAAAUGCACGCCUCAAGGAAGAAGCUUCUGAUCUUCGCCAAAUGCUAGCAGACAUGCAUAUUGGAACCUCUUUUGCUUGCACCAUGGAAGAUUUGGAGGACCUUCCUUGCAACACUUCUCAACUCAAACCUCUUCCCUCAGCCUCAAACCAAUCAAUCACCCCUGAUGACUUGAUUCAUGAAUGA
This is a messenger RNA of Abrus precatorius (Indian licorice), 643 nucleotides long. Its product is annotated as basic leucine zipper 43-like. Lineage: Eukaryota; Viridiplantae; Streptophyta; Magnoliopsida; Fabales; Fabaceae. The coding region runs from base 41 to 643 and encodes 200 amino acids. The transcript has a single exon. The record is from RefSeq and is a predicted model, not a curated record. Gene Ontology annotation, molecular function: DNA-binding transcription factor activity. Gene Ontology annotation, biological process: regulation of DNA-templated transcription.